Malurus melanocephalus (red-backed fairy wren) is the source of this 500-nucleotide messenger RNA. Its product is annotated as signal transducer and activator of transcription 3.2-like. The record is from RefSeq and is a predicted model, not a curated record. The annotation marks the transcript as partial. Lineage: Eukaryota; Metazoa; Chordata; Aves; Passeriformes; Maluridae. Gene Ontology annotation, molecular function: RNA polymerase II cis-regulatory region sequence-specific DNA binding; DNA-binding transcription factor activity, RNA polymerase II-specific. Gene Ontology annotation, biological process: regulation of transcription by RNA polymerase II; response to peptide hormone; regulation of cell population proliferation. The transcript is spliced from 5 exons.
GGUGGUCCCGCCCCCGCCCCCAGCCCGGCUCCGGACAGUGACCGCGGGCAGCAAAUCGAGCGGCGCUUGACCGAGUUCCAGACGGCGCUGCAGGAGGCCGAACGCGCAUUCCGGCACCUGGAGGAUCUGCAGGACGCCUUCGACUUCUGCUACAAAGUGCACUACCAUGCAGGCGAGGAUCGAACCCGUGACCCUCAGCACGCGCGGCAGCUCCAAGCGCUCCAAUCCAAACUGCAGAGCCUGGACCGGCAGCGGCGGGAGGUUCUGGCGCAGCUGCAGCAGCUUUUGGGGCGCAGCGAGACCCUCGGGGAGCUGCUGCAGGAGGAGUUGGGGCNNNCACAACUAUCCCGAUAACGCCCCUGUCGCGAUAUCCCCCCCCUCCGCAGGUUCACGGGGCUGGGCCGGGGGCUGUUCCAGCUGCUGCAGCUGCUGCGGGCUCUGGGCGAGCUGCGGCUCAARGUGACCUACGAGAGGGACCCGCUGGUGGCCGAGGGGCCACU